GAAGGUAUGUUCCAAAUACUUGACAAAUUCCGUGCAGGUGUCAGUCGGCACCUAUGUGGAUGUCCUACCCAACGAAGGCGUGGGCCACCAGUUGAGAUAUGAGGUAUGAGAUGUGAUCAAUACGGCAAAUGCAGGUCCCUGGAAUAAUCAACAGGCCCAGCACAAUGGGAUACUUUGCGCAAAGCACUGCGCAUUGACUGUUUCACAUUUGCAUAGGGCGAGCGGUAUCUUAGCCGAGGGCCGAGGCAGGCAUCGAUCGAUAGAGUUGAGAUAUACGACGUGAGAUAUGUAGUCUGUACUCGAUCGAUCAGAGUUGUUCGGCCUGAUCAGAGUGGUGAAGGAAGGAGAAAAGUGGGAGGAGGAGGAGGCUGUAAGAAGGACUUUGAUGUGCUUUGACGCCUGCCUCGUCAAACUCAUCAAAUGGCGCUCCGACCCAUGAUGACGUGACCCUUUCACUGCCCAGUGCCGGAGUGGAUCCAUCCCUCCCUAAGCACAUCGCGCGUGAGCUGGCACUGGCACUGGCGCCUUUGUCCAGUGACUCGACAGACGCGGCGCCUACCAGAGGCAUGGCUGGCAGCAUCUCCUUCACCACUUCCUAGACUGCGCAGCGUGGAAGACUUUGCCAUGGCACGAGCAGCAUAGCAUUGACGGCCUGCCGCGGCAUCGACCUCUCCCGCAUUCCACCCUCCCAGGCAUCCAUAUCAACAUGCCAUCCUCCUCGAGCCAGCCAUCGAGCCAUCGCGGCCACGAGAACGGCGGCGCUACUAUCGACAAGCUUGAAUACCAUCCUGGCGGGAAACCUCUGCUGCACCCUGACGAGAGUCAAGGCGAGAGCAGUGGGCGGCAAAGUGAAGACAGGAGCUAUGCUGGGAGCUUCUUCUCAGAUGUCGCCGAGGGCAUAGCGGACAACGAUAGAGAGCAGUUCAAGAGAGAGUUCGUGCGCUACGGCAGCUUUGCCUGGGCAUUGAUUAACACAUUGGGUGCCGGCAGCAUCACGGCAUACUCAUUAUAUGCGCCACUCUUCCAGCAUCGCCUCCACUACAGCCAGCUACAGGUCAAUGGCGUGUCCAUCACUGCUGAGAUCGCCAUGUAUUUGCCUGUUCCACUUUGGGGCAUGAUGUGUGAUCGCUUCGGCCCUGGUAUGCCCUCUUUUCUCGCAGGCACCUUUUUCGGCUUCGGGUACCUGUUGGCCGCUUUCACCUACAAAAGUGGUCCACCUCCAGCGCUAGGCGGUUCUGGCUACCCAUACUGGGUCAUGGUUCUCGCUUUCAUUUUCAUCGGUCUCGGCACAUCUUGCAUGUACCUCUCCGCUGUCACGACUUGCGCCAAGAACUUCGGGCGAGGAAAGUACAAGGGUAUCGCACUCGCAUUGCCCAUCGCAUGCUUUGGCUUGAGUGGUAUGUGGCAGGCGCAAGUCGGCAGUCACCUGCUAUACGAGACCAAGGCGGACGGCAGCAAGGGCGAUGUCGAUGUGCACCGUUUCUUCCUUUUUCUCGGCAUUCUUCUGCUAGCUACCGGCAUCAUUGGCUGUUUCACUCUUCGAAUCGUGGACGAGGGAACCCUGAUAGAAGAGGCUGUGGAUGAGCUGGAGCAGAGCGGGUACCUCGAGGAGAGUCAAUUCUUUCAUCGACUACUGCAAGAAAGGGAAGAGCAAGUUGGCUAUGGUACACUGUCUGAUUCUGAGAUGCUGGACAUUCGCCGCAAAGCAGAGGAAGAGACGGAGAGGAAGCUCGAGGCGCAGCGGAUGAAGACGUGGCUCCUCAAUGCUGAGACUCGUCGUUUUCUCACUGAUAAGACAAUGUGGUUUCUUGCAGCUGGCUUCUUGCUCGUCACAGGGCCUGGAGAGGCAUUCAUCAACAAUCUUGGGACCAUUAUUGACACACUGUAUACUCCUGGGACAGAACCCAAGGAAGGCAACCCUACAUCAGCCGCUACGCAUGUCUCGAUUGUGGCUGUCACCAGCACCAUCGCCCGUAUCCUGACAGGCACUUUGACGGAUGUCCUUGCACCUACCUCCGUACCUCACCAGCACUGCCGUGGCCCGAACUCUAUGGUAAACAGCAUUGCUUCCCUCCCGUCGUUACCAGGCGAGAAGAAGAGGCUGGAGAUUUCCCGUGUUACCUUCAUCAUGGCUUUUUGCAUCUUAAUGUCUAUCGGCCAAAUCAUUCUCGCAUCUGGCGUAGUCCAGCAGCAUGCCGAGCGCUUCUGGCUCGUCUCAGCAUCGAUCGGAGCAGGCUAUGGAGCAGCUUUCAGCUUGACACCAAUCAUAAUCAGUGUGAUUUGGGGCGUCGAAAAUUUUGGGACGAACUGGGGCAUUUGUGCAAUGAUGCCGGCCAUAGGUGCGACGAUCUGGGGACUGGUUUACUCUGGUGUCUACCAGUGGGGAGCAAAUUUGGGAGAUGCUCAAGGGAAAGAUGUGGUUCGAGACAAGCUUUGUUAUGGCAUCCUAUGCUAUGCGCCAACUUUCUGGGCAAUGGCUGUAUGUGUUUGGAUAGCAUGUGGGUUGUGGUUGUAUGCAUGGCGAGGACCUGGUGGGUGGAGGCAAAGAUCAAUUGCUGUAUGAAGGGAUUCAUAGUCCUGAGAUAUCAAAUGAAGCCCAGCCAAGCUUGUAUACGAGAGU
Molecule: messenger RNA, 2620 nt
Organism: Pseudocercospora fijiensis CIRAD86
Lineage: Eukaryota; Fungi; Ascomycota; Dothideomycetes; Mycosphaerellales; Mycosphaerellaceae
Exons: 1
Coding region: 707-2563 (618 amino acids)
Biological process (GO): transmembrane transport
Cellular component (GO): membrane
Molecular function (GO): transmembrane transporter activity
Source: RefSeq, a predicted model, not a curated record